CGGAAAUCGCAACCAUGGUGAAUGGUGCUGAAUCAUUGGCAGUACAACAACUGCGAAUGGUUUUCAGCGUAAGAAACCACUUCAUGUCUACAACAGCAAUGAUCACAGGAUCAGUGUAGUAAGAAUUCGUCGUCGUACUCCACUGGUCGGCACAAGUAAUGGGGAAUUGCUUUAAAGGAUGCCUUUCGGAAGAGAAUCAAUUGCGAAGUCGUACGCUAAACACCAGCGAUAGCCAGUAUGAGAUGCUGGUCGAGGGAACUUUACAACGGGAGACGCAAAACAAACAGCAAACUGUUAAGAAGCCCAAGCUUUUCGGAAAGUUCUGGAAACGAAAGGACGUGGAGUACUCAAGACUGAACAAAUCAAACAAUAAUUUUGUAGACAGAUGUAACAGUAGCAACAAUCAGACAUCAGGAUCUGAAAUACAACUGCAGUGCCUCGACGCACACUCACUCCUGUUGGUGUCCAAGGAUAGUAAUGCUCGGAGAAAUGGCUACCACGAUCUUAACACUGACAUGACGUCGACACCAGGUAGUUCGCUGGAUCUAGAAUGGGAGAACGAUUAUGGCUACCAGCACAAUCCAUGGGCUCUUCGGCCUAACGAUGAUCAACAGCAGUUGGCCUACCCAAAUCGAACAGAUUCCGUGUUCAAAGUGGAAGAGUGGUCCACCCUGAAGAAAAGUAAAGACCGAAUAAACUCCAUCAGACGACUGGACCGAAAUGGGACCAAUCGCUCCGGUCCGGACUUUCCGUUGGCCAGUGCUGCAGCCAACGAUUCCGGUGCACUUGGGACGCCCUCGAUCUGCGGUUCCUAUGCCUCUUCGUCACACAUAUCAACGCCGGAGGAUUCACUGGAAUGGGACGUCGAUCAGGACCGGCAACUCAAAUCGGAAAAUGAAUCACUCGAUUUGGAAACAAAGGAACUGCUACUCGAAAUCGAACAACUUAAGAAUCGGGUACUUAACGAGACUGGUGCUAAUAUACGAGAUCUGAAGUUCGAUGAAUCGAUAAGUUGAUUCCGUUAAUAGUUCGAUUAGCUGACCAAAAAUCAAACACGUAUCUUUAUAUGAUUGAUAGAACAAAUCUAUUAGAACAGUAUAGUGACGUUGAAUCCCUUUUAGAGAACAAGCGAGUUCCAU
Sabethes cyaneus is the source of this 1139-nucleotide messenger RNA. RefSeq lists its product as uncharacterized. The record is from RefSeq and is a predicted model, not a curated record. The coding region runs from base 159 to 1016 and encodes 285 amino acids. The transcript is spliced from 6 exons. Lineage: Eukaryota; Metazoa; Arthropoda; Insecta; Diptera; Culicidae.